Molecule: messenger RNA, 581 nt
Organism: Cylas formicarius (sweet potato weevil)
Lineage: Eukaryota; Metazoa; Arthropoda; Insecta; Coleoptera; Brentidae
Product: succinate dehydrogenase assembly factor 2-B, mitochondrial-like
Exons: 4
Coding region: 109-555 (148 amino acids)
Biological process (GO): protein-FAD linkage; tricarboxylic acid cycle; mitochondrial respiratory chain complex II assembly
Cellular component (GO): mitochondrion
Source: RefSeq, a predicted model, not a curated record
AUGAAAUUGAAUAUAUGGUUGCAUAUACGAUUAUUUUGACAAUUUUUUCUGAAUUUGUUUAAAACUCACUGUCGAAAGUAACUGUUGCAGAUUUUAUAUUAAAACGUGAUGCUCUCAACAAAAUUGGCAUUGACACGGUUGAGCAAACGUUGGGUCGCGAAAUUUACGGCGACAGCCAGACUGAGUAGCUCGGGCGUUGUAGAUCCUCCGGACGAAUUCAUUAUCAAUAUCCCCGAGCAGAAAAAGAGGGAUAACGAGAGCCCAGAACAGCAGAAAGCCCGGCUUGUUUAUCAGUCGCGUAAGAGGGGUAUGCUGGAAAAUGAUCUUUUGCUCAGUACCUUCGCCUCCAAAUAUUUAAGUACUUUCACUAAAGAACAAGUCGAUUGCUAUGACAAGCUGAUUAACACACCAUCCAACGAUUGGGAUAUAUAUUAUUGGGCGACGGAGAUAAAACAGAUCCCGAAGGAAUACGACACUGAGGUUAUGCGAUUGUUGAAGCAGCAUUGCAAGAACCUGAACAGGGAGCCCCGAAUAAGACAGCCAGAUUUGUACUAAAGUUUUUCUAAUGUAAUUUGUCCUUA